AUGGUCGACUUUCGGCUCUUCCACCACUUCAUUCAGGAAGCAUACCCGCAUCAUCCCAUUGGGAACGACUCCGUAUGGACGCAUGAGAUACCAAGUAUCGCAUCGAACCAUGAUUAUCUUCUUCGUUCCAUGCUAGCAUUAUCGGCUUCUGACCUUGUUUCUGACUCUACAGCUUCGACUUUAUCCCGUAAUCUCACCUGCACCGCUAUCAAUCAUCGCAUAAAAGCCAUAGCAAGUCUCAACACGGCGAUUUCCUCGGGAGUCAAUUCAUUCGAGGAAGGAAACGCAAUGCUGGCUACUUGCUUCAUCUUACUGUUCCAAUCCACGCUUAUCUCGGACGGUCUUGUUGAGUAUAUGACCUUCAUCCGAGGUACUAUUGCAAUAGCGACGUACAUGGGAAGUCAGCAGAUUGCAUUUAUCUUUCGUGAAUUAUGGGGAAACCAAGAGGUGAACUCCAUGGAUUCGGCGUUGAAGCAGACUCCUUUGAUUCAUGGCGAGUUCGCAAAGUCUGCUUGUCGAUCGAUCGAAAACUUGUUCCCGCUGUGUAAAUCUCAAGGGCAAUUAGACAUGUACGGAGCACUAUUGAUCACAGCUAGAUCACUCGUAACCAGUUCUAGAGAUGCGUAUUUCUCAUUACGAUCCAUUUACAAUGUUUUCUCCAUUAAGAUGUCGCACGAAGACCUUCGAGACUUGACGAGGAUAUCCAACGAUACUGUAAACGCUAUUCUUGCUCAUUUGGUUGCUUUGCAGCUGAUUAUGACGCCUAUCACUAGAGUGGAGAGGCUACAGAGAGAUACACGUCAUGUUGUUCGAGAUAAAUUCAAUGAUGGAAAAAUAGUCAAAUGGUUGAGGCAUCUACACGCAAAUGUGCCGGACCAUAUGAGCAAAUACUAUGGGUGGACUAGAUACGUGGAAGAUGAGAUAAUUAAUGGAAAACACUUUGGUGAUAAAUGGGAGUAG
Molecule: messenger RNA, 960 nt
Organism: Botrytis byssoidea
Lineage: Eukaryota; Fungi; Ascomycota; Leotiomycetes; Helotiales; Sclerotiniaceae
Exons: 3
Coding region: 1-960 (319 amino acids)
Biological process (GO): regulation of transcription by RNA polymerase II
Molecular function (GO): DNA-binding transcription activator activity, RNA polymerase II-specific
Source: RefSeq, a predicted model, not a curated record